AUGGAAGACUUUGACGAGGAUGAUUUUUUUCGUAAUCGAUCGCCUGAUUAUACGAAAGUACAAAAUGAUAAGCAAAUGCUUACUGAUCAUUGUGCACUUGAACACGACAAACUUAUUACUAAUAAGAAAGGAUUAUAUCAGGAAAAAAUUGAACUUGGUAAAGUUAGUGAAACUCUUGCCAAUGAGACUAAUGCAUUACUAACUGAAUUGGAGGGGCAUGCAGAAAAGAUUGGUCAGCUAGAGAAAGAAACAACUAACAUGUACGCUGAACAGUCCCAGUUAACGACAUUAAUUGGGCAGGAGCAGUCAAAUUUGGAGUCUCAUAAAGUGCAAUCAGAGAAUUAUGAAAGAGAAUUACGUCAACAUGCAAACAUCAAGAAAACGCUUGAAUUAGAAGAAAAGCAACUUCGUGAACAAUUAGCUGCGAUGAAAGAGAAAACUGAUGAGAAUAUUACAACUCAAAAUAAUUUACAAGUUUCACUAAAAGAGCUUCAAGACCAAAUAGAGCGAACCAACCGUGAAUUACAAGAACAAGAACGAUUAUUAACACAAGAAAAUGAACAGCGACAAAUAUUAGAAUCGAAAUUGGAAGAACUCUUAGCAGAAAUGCGUCAGAUUGAGGAAAGGAUUAAACAAAUAACGACUGAAUUAGAACAGCUAAAAGAAGAACAACGCAUUCUUAUUCUUCAACAGACAGAUUUGAAGAAACAACAAGAUCAAUUAAAUGCUACGAUUGUUCAACUUGAGCGAAUAUUGAAAGAGAAAGAAGCUGGUAUUGCUCGUCAACAGACACAAAUUGAUCGUAUACAACAAAAAAUUGAACAAUUAGAAAAACAAAUCGAAACUGUUCAUCAAGAAAUUCAAACAUUAACCGAAGAACUUCAAGCUUUGCAUGAAGAGUUAGCAAAAGCUGAAGCUCGGUUAAGUCAAAUCGAAAAUGAACGUAAACAACUUGAGGCAGAAAAACGCGCAUUAGAACAAACAUAUAAUACAUUAGAUGAUCAACGUACCGACUAUAAUAAUCAAUUGAAUGCUUUAUUAGAAAAACUCCGAGUUACGGAUGAAUUAGUUACUCAAACACAAAUAAAAGUAGCACAACUUGAUCGUCUUCUCGAAAACCAAACGGCGCAAGUUGAACGUCUACAAAAUGAGCACGAUGCAUUGGAGAUAAAAGUAACUGAACUGACCGACCAAUGUAGUCAAUUGAAUGAACAAAAAGAAGAUGCACUUCGGCAACGGCAAGAAGCAGAAAACGAUUUACGGGAAGCUCAACAACUGCUAAAUCAACUUAAACAACAAGAAAGAGAAGCGCAUGCACAAAGUAUGCGAGCUGCUGGCGAACAAAGAACAGCUCUUGCUCAAAUUAACGCUGCUGAAAACGAGCAACGUAUUGCUGAAGAACAAGUUCGUGCAGCUGAAGUUCGAUUAAAACAGGCCGCACAUUCCCUAUUUGUUAAACUUGUUUGGAAAUGGGCAUCGAUGUUUAUUCACGGUCUUGGUGAUCUGGAAGCAGAGGAGAAAGCAGCCAAAGCUGCUCUACAACAAGCACGCGACAAACUCGAACAGAAGCGAACCGCUUGUAAUGAAGCACGUCAAAGGCAUGUAGCAGCUUCCGAGAGAGCUAAAGAAUGCGCAACACUUCAUCAAAACCAAGUGAGUGAACGUGCCGAACAGGAAUCAGUUGUUUCAAGUAAGACAGAAACACUCAAUCAAUGUAAAAGCGAUUUCGAACAAGUGAAUAUAGCUCAUCGAAAUGCCAAUCGUGAACGUGCAAGAAUGGAAGGUAAUUUAAAAAUGACAGUGACCAAAUUACAACGUGCUCAAACUCAAUUACAGUCAACCAACAAUGAUCUUCAAAGAACAAAAGCUGAACUCGUUGGUCAUGAGCACCAAAAACAAGAAUAUACAUCCAAUGUUGAUGCAUUACGUCUUACCAUUACACGCCAUGAACGUGCAAUCGAAGAACAUCGGGUUUUGAUGAGAGACAAUCAAGUUGUGCUUGCAGAUGUUAUUGCAAAUCACCAGAAACAGAUGGGUGAUGUUCAACGAUUGAAAGGUCGAGUGGAUCAAGUUCAAAGAAGUCUUGGUGAAAAAGUUAAUGAUGAAAAGUCUAGAGUACGUGAAUUAAAUAAUCAAAAAAUGAUACUUGAAGCUGAGGAAAAAAAUAUGCAACAGCUACGAGAUGACUUGGCGAAUAAACAGACAGAAUUGGUUUCUGUCAAUAGAGAAUUGUACACAACCACAGAGAGGUUGGUACAUGUUGAUGGUCAAAUAAAAGACUUUCAAAAAGAGAAAGAUAAACUUGAUCAACAACUUAAAACCACUCGCCAAGAAUUAAUUAAAACAGAAAGCGCGCACCGUCAAGUUCGUCUAAACAUUAAAAAUCAGGGAAGUAAAGUUGAAAGCGUUCGCCAAAAAUUUACUGUACUUCAUACUAGAGAACAAAAGUUAAACGGCAAAAUACAAGAAACAGAUUUAAAUCUUAAGAAUAAGACCGAUCAAUUGGCAAAUACUCAAAAUACAAUCAAUACAUUGACAGAACAAUUAGAAUCAACCCAGACACAGUAUGCUAGAAGUCAAAAUAUACUUGAGACAUCUAGCAACGAAUAUAAAUUACUAGAUACUCGCGUACGUGAACAAACUAAUAAAAUAGCUCAAGAAGAAAAAUCUUUUCGUGAGACAACUAAUCGUAUUCGUCGUGCUAAUGAUAAAUUCGCAGACAAUGAAGGAGUUCGGGCUGAAACUUAUCGCCGUAUGGAACAGCUUGAAAAGACUAUCACAGAACUCAAACAAUACCAUUAUGAUGAAUACGUUAAAUUUGAAAUGAAAGGAAAUCAACUCAUCAAUCGAGACCUAGAAGAAAAAGGUAUUCUUCAACGAAUACGAAAUCCUAACGAAAAUAUUCAACCAAAACCAAUCGAACCAAAGAAGAAACAACCUUCAUGA
Messenger RNA from Rotaria socialis, 2946 nucleotides. NCBI's taxonomy places the organism in Eukaryota, Metazoa, Rotifera, Eurotatoria, Philodinida, Philodinidae. The record is from the annotation of a GenBank genome assembly.